Molecule: messenger RNA, 4098 nt
Organism: Brenthis ino (lesser marbled fritillary)
Lineage: Eukaryota; Metazoa; Arthropoda; Insecta; Lepidoptera; Nymphalidae
Source: the annotation of a GenBank genome assembly
AUGCCGUCGGACGGUACCACGUGGUCACCCCCGGCGCCCAGCGAGCGGCGGCUUAGCAACUCUUCAGAUGGAAGCGCAGGCAGUGGAUAUUCUAAGGCUACAACAGACAGCGCGGAUUUCCUCGCAACAAGACCGCACACGGCAGCGGUUAUACCGGGCAAGCCUGCGGCCAACCCGCUACAGUUCAUCAAAGUCGGGCCAGCCGACCUCGGCACGAGGGCGCGCGAGCAGUUGAGGCGAGCUGAACUAGCCAAGCGUACAGAACCUGCGAGGGUCGAAAGGCAGGAGGAUUGGCAAUCGAAUUUGGACAAUUGGAAGUCAUCGCGACGGAAGCGUGUGGAGCACAUCAUAGAACGCUGCGUGGAGGUGCGCAGGUUCGAGAACGAGCCUCGAGAGCCUCGUGCCAAGUCUAAGACCUUCAACGAAAUGCUUGAAGAACGCGCUGGACGCAGAAGGCGAAAUCCACUGGCUUUGUAUACAGAAGACGAUGGCCACGACCUGAGCGAUCUUGGAAUCGGUACCUCCAGUACCAAAAGUAGCCUCAGUGAGGAUUGCGACACGCACAGCUUGGCCAGCGACGGUAUGGACCUUGAUAAAAACCACUCUGAUAUGGAGAAUAUAUCCAAUUGCGAAAAUAAUCGCAAGCUCGGUUCCAGUGCUAACGAAUACGACACAUGCACGACAACGACUAUCAGUUCUCCAGAGCCCGAGGAGUAUACAUAUGAGGGCGCUAUAGAGGGAUAUAAAUCGAGAAUUAUUUCACAAACUAACAGUAAUAUUGUUAAAACCGUUGUCAAUAAUAACUUAAAAGAUAAAUCCCCAGAAAAGUCAAAUGGUGACUUAAACAGAAUAAGAACUUCAGUUAGCAAUAAAAUUGAAGAGAAAGUAUUCUCCUUCCAACAAGAGAGGGCGAACGAUCUGAAAAACAACAAUAAGAAAGAUUUACCCAAAGUGGACAUUCAUAAACGAAGGGAACAAUUUGAAAGAGAAAAUUCACAAGAACCACAAUUAAAUAAGCCGAAAUUGCCUGAUAUCGCAAACAAGAAAUCAAUUAAAGAGAGAUUGUCAAACUUAGAGAAAUUUAACGAAGACAUGCAACAACAAAAGUCUACGAGUGAUCUGACUAAGUUACCUGUUGAAGUAAGACCGUUGAAAGAUAGGCUGUCUUCACUUGAAAAGGUUAAAUCAACAACUACUGAAAUAGAUAAAACAAAAAGACUGUCAAAUGGAGAUCUUAGCAACGCGAGAUCACUAAAAGAACGCUUGUCAAGUUUGAAAUCACAAACAUCAGAGGAAGAAGUAAAACUUACAAAGACAGAAGUUAAAGAAGUAUCUAUGAGCCUCAAAGAACGUAUGUCUUGCCUUGAUGCAGCGAAAAAUAAGGAUAUACCAAAAAUAACUAUCGAUGAUGAAAUCAUCAACAAUCAUAAAAUAAAUGAAGUAAGUGAAGAUAGCGAAGUGAAUGAAAAAUUGUGUGACAACUCUUUAAAAAUGACUUUAUCGGGCAUCGAAAACCAAAUGCAAAGCUUUUGCCGUUCCCUCGAUAGUUUAGAUAUCAAUGGUCAAUCCUCUCCAAAUUCUUUUGAUAGAGUUCAGAGUCUUGAAGAUUUUGAUUGCGCUGAAAUGCAGAAUAAUACGGUUCAAAGUGAUAUAGAAACAGAGGACAGUGGUAUCCACACUGCUAGGGAUUCUUGUGCACCUGCAGACGACAUCGCUGAUUUGACUCAAGUAGCUUCUCCCAUUGGAGAACCUAUGGCUGAAGUUUCUGAAUACGAGUCUUCGAACGAGGAUAGUGCUAUGACUGCACCAAAAAUUGUUGAGUCCGUUCAAGUAGAUUCAGACUUAAAACAUGAAAUGAAAGAAGAAAUUCAAGAAGUUGAUGAAAUGAGCAAAGCUGACAGCGACAGCGGCAGUAAUUAUAUCCAAGCAGUUUCUCAACCUGAAGAAUUAAGCGUUACAGAUGACGUCACUGAAAUACAAAUGGACAAAGAUGACGAAGACACGUUGAAAAGUUUAGAAAAUCAAGACUCCAGUGUAAGUCUUAACGAAAACCUGUCUACAUCUGAAGGCGACACGGUCGUGUUUGAGGGGAAAAUGACUAUCCAUUUGAACUUGAAUGAAAUAUGCAACAAUCUUAGCUCUGGUGCUGGGACUAGCUCUAAUACUAACGAAUUAUUAAACAAUUCCACUAACAAGAGCAUGCCAAUGGUAAUUGACGCUUUAGAGCUUGCAUUCAAAGAAUUGGAUUCGGAAGAAAGCGUCAACGUUACAAUGGACACUACUGAUAAAUCAAACGACGAAAUAAAUGAAAAAUUCCACAAAUUACUUGAUUUCGAUAUGGACAAAGUGUCUGUGACACCGUUGUAUGAAAAUAUCGAUAUCAUGAAUCAACAUAGCAUUGUGGAUACGGCAUUCCCCCUCGAUCUCCCGACCAAUGCAAUGGAACCGCCCAAAGAAAAGCCCCCUCCACCGCCUAUGGAAGAUAACCCUGAAGAUGAACUUCUUGGAAAUGGUAACUUUAAACACAGUAGAUCAGCACGUCGCAUUAAAAAGGAAAUUCGCAAUAAACGAACUAGUUUCUUGGGAAUUGAAGGUCAAGUUGAUGAUAGUUAUUUAGACGUCGAUCUUACACUAGCGCCGCGCCCUGACAUCACUUCGUUUUUGCAAGAAGAAACGAAAAUCGAAAAGUUGUUAUACAAAAAAACCCUUUCACAUGAAAUGGAUGCGAAGCUAAGGGAUAGUAGGGAUUCAGGUGUCGAUAUAUCGGCUGAGGCGUGGUACAAAGGGUCGUCGCCAGAAACGUCUAAUUCCCAUAGCAGACAAAAUAGCGAGCCGUACACACAAAUGACAGUUACAUCGGAUGAAGAAGAAGUCACAAAACGUAAAACUGAGAAAUUCUCCAAAGACCUUGCGACAAAACUAACUGGCUUGACCGAAAACGGUGAAACACAUGAGAACAAAAUCGAUAAUUUGGAUAAAAAACUACAACAACAACAGGAGGUACUGCGUUUCGAGCGAGAGCUACUGCAGUUAGAACAAGAAGAGCUAAGGAGGCAGAGGGAGAAUUUGUUAAGAGAUAAAAAUAGAAUGAUUCAAAAAUCAGUUCAAGAUGUAUCUACAGUUGUUCCAGAAAAACCAAUAAUAUAUAGAGCUAACAAAACCAAUGGGAACUAUAGGCAUUCCAUGCCAAAUCUUUUAGUAGAAAAUUACAUGCCAGUGGUUGAAAAAACUAUCCACGAAAUGCAUAUUGAUGAAGAAUUAAAAAGGAAACCGUUCGUUUCCGAAGAACACAUCCAAAGCCAUUUCGGUGUAGAAGAAAGUCGUAAAGUGCUAUACGAUGAUAAUAAAUUGAUUGAAGUCAGAAAAGCUGUACCAAAUGUGAUGAAAAUCCCUCAGCCUAUCCUACCACCAAAGCCUAGAAGUCGGGAUUCUAUCGAAAGAGAAAUAACUAUGAGAAGUAGUCGAGUCCCAUCUGCAGUGGAAUACGUCAAUAUAGACAGGAACGCCGUACAAAUGCGCCAGAAGGCUCAAGCCAAUGGCAAUGGAAGCUAUCAUCCGAUGACAAGACACACGUUACAGGCUUUAAGUGCAGCGCCAACUCCAAAACUGAUCUCAAACACAGAUUGGAUGCAGACGAGGAACCAGACGAGACAGAAGCCAAACAUCAACUACAACCAACAUUGGGUAAUUCAGGAGGGAAGUAAUUCAUCCUCUCAAUCCACUGAAGCAGAACAAAGAAGGAUACAGGAGCUACGCGCGCGCCCGCGCCCCGCCCACGCGCAGCGCGCGCUCGCCGCGCCGCCGCUCGCGCCCGGCACGCAAGUAAUGCCACAAGAGCGUCGCCGCCCGGAGCAGGACAAGAUGCUGAGUGUGAGCGGGCGGCGCAAGUGCUCGCACUGCGGGGAGGAGCUGGGUCGCGGUGCAGCGAUGAUAAUCGAACCCCUGUCCCUGUGCUACCACGUGCGCUGCUUCGCGUGCGCGCUGUGCGGCGCGCCGCUGGGCGACGGCCGCGCCGGCGCCGACGUGCGCGUGCGCGCGCGCCGCCUGCACUGCCACCACUGCUUCGUGGCCGACGACGGCUCCAAGUACUCCUGCGUG